AUGCGCUUCACUAUGCGGACCGCCUUGACGGCCUCGAGCAUCUUGCUCGCCGCCGGUCCAGUCACCGCCAAAUCCUUCCAAGUGUUGGCUCCUCGAGCCACCAUGACCCUCAUCGGGUGCUACAGCAGCAGCGACGGUCUUGGUAAUCAGACAUCAUAUACCUUCCAGAGUUCUGGAUGGUGCCAGGACCGGUGCGUCAUAGAUAAUGCGGCGGUGUUCGCUUUAACAGCAGGCUCAGACUGCCUCUGCGGUGAAGAACUACCACCCUCAUCGGCCAAGGUGGCCAAGGGAAAGUGCAACACACCCUGUGAUGGCUGGCCGCAAGAUAUGUGCGGUGGCGAAGGUUUCUACUCGGUAUACACAACAGGCUUGGAGGUUGAUGUCCCCACAGUGUCUUCAUCGACUUCUAGCAGUGGUGACUCGACGGCUUCCCAGACGGAUACCACCGUCGCUUCUGUCUCGACCGAUUCUGGGGGUCAAACCAUCGUCGUGACCGCCGCUGCUGCUAAAGAAACCACCGACACUUCCUCACAACAGACUAAGAGCAGCCAUAAUACGGCAGCCAUUGCGGCCGGCGUGGUGGUCGGUGUGGUCGGUGUGGCCGCCCUAGCCGGCGCUGCAUUCUUUUUCUACCGCUCGAAGAAGCAAAAUGCCGAGACUGGCGCCCGCGGUACGGCCGGUGGCUAUGGCCGCGAUUCGCAGCCACCAUCCAUGUCGGACUCCCGGUUCGACGGGAACUACAUGGCCCAGCGUCGCCAGAGUAAUGGCAGCAUCGAUGAUGACCAUGACUUCUCCCGCCGAAUCCUGCAGGUCACCAACCCGGAUCGUCGCUAA
Messenger RNA from Penicillium canariense, 834 nucleotides. RefSeq names its product WSC domain-containing protein. Gene Ontology annotation, cellular component: plasma membrane. Lineage: Eukaryota; Fungi; Ascomycota; Eurotiomycetes; Eurotiales; Aspergillaceae. The transcript has 3 exons. The record is from RefSeq and is a predicted model, not a curated record. The coding region runs from base 1 to 834 and encodes 277 amino acids.